Molecule: messenger RNA, 4097 nt
Organism: Nezara viridula (southern green stink bug)
Lineage: Eukaryota; Metazoa; Arthropoda; Insecta; Hemiptera; Pentatomidae
Source: the annotation of a GenBank genome assembly
GGGUUGUCAAAGAAGAUGGCUAAACCAGAAAGGCAUCCCUGGCCUUAUGGCCCCCAAUGGAAUUAUUAUCCUCCGCAUAUGCUUAAUUUUUCUAAAAUUCCCUUUUCCAAUGGACCUCAAGUGAAUAUCGAUUCUAAUGAAAAUUAUCUCUCCAUUAGGUGCCCUGAACCCCGUAGGCCAUAUCAAGUUCCUUAUUCUUCAUUUACGUCUUAUUAUCACCAAGAAACUCAUCCAGUUCGUUCAUAUUUGGAAGCAAAUCCAGUUUAUCCUCCUAAGCAAUAUUUGUAUAGACCUCUAUGUCAGGAAAACAUUAACAGUUCUUAUAAAGUCGCUGAAAAUCUUCAGAGCUAUCCUGCUUGCUCAAACUAUCCUUUGGCCAAAGAUCAAAGCACAUGUUACCAAACAACAUGGAACAAUACUAGUCAUUUUCAAAGAAAUCCACCUGAACUAGAUGUUCGUCAUUUUCUGGCAACUUGGCAAGAUAAAGAUGAUGAUUUUGUUGAUGUUUCUACUGAUAAUGAUCAAGCUCAAGUAUAUCAAGGAAAUGAUUCCAUACCGUUGGAUUGUAGUAAAAGAAAUAGUAAUGAUAAAAGUAUUAGGAAAAGUUAUAAUGAUAAUUUUUUGAAUGGACCAACAUUAAAUGCUACUGGUUAUAUUGUACAACCAUAUUAUUUAAAAGAUGAUUCAAUGGCCUUGAAUAGACCUGUUAUUCCAGAGGAAUUGAAUAAUAAUGUUCUUCAUAGAAACAAUCUUAACUAUGAAAAUAAUCAUCAAAGUUACCAAAAAAAUUUUUAUCCAAAUACCAUUAAAUUUCCAGCUAGUAAACUACUACCUUGUGAACAUAAUAUGUCACCAUAUAGUCAACCAUUAAAUCACUGUGAUAUUACCAGUAGUCAUUUAAGAAGCUCUAUGAACCCACCUCGGCAGAAAGACCUUGUUGUAGAUUCAUCAGAAAGAUCUCAGUAUAAUUUGACUUCUUCUUUAGAAUCUGGAGAGCUGUUCUGUGACAUAAAUCCACGCCAUGAAGAAAUUCAAAAGCCUCCUGUUAUUCAUCCAAUGUUUAACGAUAAUUUACACAAAAUGAACGCAGUUGAUGAACCAUGUUAUUUUGGAAAUGAAAACAAUGAAUUUUCAGAAAAUUUAAUGCUUAAUGAUUUUGCUCCAUUAAAAGAUUCAUGGGACAUGUUUUCAUCCAACUUGAAAGUUAAGGAUAAUACCAAAGUAUCAAAUAAUCCUAAGUCUGUUAAUAAAGUGUCACCUCAAAAUCUUUAUGAACAUUUGUUAUCAAAUAAUAAUGAUGAUAAUAAUAAUGCUACUAGUGGUAAUGAUAAUAAUAUUAAUCUUAAUAAUAAUGUAACCUCAAUUGCUUAUGAAGGUGCCUUUAAUAUUUUGCCUAACAUUUCUUCUAGUAACCAAAGUUCUACCCCACAUAAUGUUGGUAAUGCGUGUGUUUUGCAAUCUCAUGAACCUAUAAAACCAAAUUUAAGUUCUCAACCACAUAUUUCUACUAAAUUACCCACCAAUGUCACCAAACCAAUCCAGGCAAAUACAAAAAUUAGACCAUUUCAAUUUAAUGAAGAAAUUAGCUCUGAUGACAUUGAUAUCAGCAUAGCCUCAUCAGGAGAUUUUCUUGUCGAAGAUCAACCAAGCCUUUGUUGUAAUUCUGUUAUUAGUUUUUCAAAGAUGAAAAAAGAAAAAAUUAAUCCUGUUCCUCAAAAGAUUUUAAAGGAUAAUAAUAAUUCAUAUAAAGUUGAUGAGCCUUAUUCUUGUCCAGUUUUUCAUAAUGAUUCUGAAAAAAACAGUUCCUUAUCUCAUAUAGAUGGUGAACAGAAAAACAAAUUAAAUGGUACUCCUAAAAGAGAAUUUAAAUCUAUGGAGAUAGAAAAAAAAUCUGGUAGCCCUGUCCAUACUAUUUCAUCCAAGAAAGGUGAUGCUAUGGACUUGAGCGUGCUAAAACCACUUAAUAUUAAAGAUACUGGUUCUGAAUUAGAAAAAGAUCCUAUGUGUUAUCUUGAUAUAUCAAACAAUUAUUUUGAAAGUUCUAAUUUUGAACAAAAAACACCAGAGUUGAAAACGAUUCCUCGAGUGGAAAAUGAUACAUCAAACCUUCCCUCUGAAAAGUGUGAGAUUCUAAACCAAACAGACCAAAUAUCGGACGUUAUGGAAAAUAGUGAUGAAAGUUCUGUUCAAGAAUCUAACUUCCCUAUUCUUGAUGAUGCCUUAUCUCAUAUUACCAAUCCUGAUAAAUUGUUAAAUAAUAAUAACUCUGUGAUUCCUAACGACAAUUUGCUUUUGCUUGCUCAUUGUUCUCAAGAAUAUGGUGGUCAAAUUAAAAAAGAAAAUGAAUCUUCUGAGGAUUGCUCUUUAGCUGUUAGCAAUAUAGCUUGUAGUGAAAGUCAUCCAAAAACUAUCAGAGAUAGUGUUAUCAAGUGUAGCUUGCGAUGGGAUAAAAUUUUUAAUAUUAUGUCCGAUGAAGUUAAUUCUCAACCAGACAUGUCACUUGACCUUGGCCCUGCCAAAGUUGAAUUAAGGUUGCCAUCAGACAAUUGUUCAUCAAAUCAUUGGAAAAUUGUUGAAGCUGAUAAUAAAAUACAAACUUCAUCGAUUGUUAAAGUUAAAAGGUUGAUUUUGAAGCGCAAAAAUCAAUCUGAAGAACGGAUACCCAAAAUGAUCAUUAAAAAAACUGAAGGUCAAGAAUAUCGAAGUUAUUUAAAAAAUGAAUCAAGUAAAGCAGUAUUGCAUUGUGAAAAAAUGAAGAUUUAUUGUGACAAGUUAUCUAAAUCACCUCAAAAACCAUCAGAUUCCUGAAUUUUAUAGUUUCUCGCCGAAUCAACAAAUCAUCAGAAAGAGUGCAACAGGAAAAAAUAAGUUUGUUUGAAAUAUUACCAAAUUCAGGUAGAAAUAUUGUGGGAAGGUAUGUAAGUGGUUCAUAAAAUUAGUUUGACAAACCUUAUGGUUCUUAUAACUUUAGAAUAUAUUGUAUUUUAUUGGUUUUUAUAUACAUUUAAAAUUUCUAAUCAUUCUAUUAGAAUAUUUCGAGCAUCAUGUCCAUAAAUAUGUUGAACUAUGUUAUUGAAAUAGUUCAAAUUAUUUAUUUAAAUUGAUUCUUUAAUGCAUAUAUAUAAAUCUUCAAUUUAUUACAAGUUUUUUGAAUGUGUGAUGUAGUGGAUUGUUCAUUUUAUUCAUUUGUGAUCGGAUUUAAAUCAAUUAGGGAAUCAUUAUAGACCUUGUGCUAUACAGUUUAUUGAUACCAUGGUAUUGCAGUAUAACAAACUAUUUUAAAAAUUUUAUUAGAUUCUAAAUUAUCUUCUCUUUAUCCUAUGUCAACAUGAACAUUCUGCUAGUCAUAUAGAGAAUAAAUGUAUAAUUAAUUUAAAAAGUUAUCUAUUUAUGUUUAUUUUUAUAUUGAUGAGGGGGGAAAAGAAUCCUUGAAAAUAUUGUUCUGGUUCUGAAAUACGUAUGAAACAAAAAGAAUAAUACCAUGCAAUAUUUUUGCUAUUUCAGAUGUUAAUACUGGUAUUUAUACUUAUUAUACUUCAUUUAAUUGUAGUAAUUAUAGUCCAUUAAUUUCUUUUUUUAAUAUGUGACAUAUGAAUGAAGUUAAAUUAAAUCACUAGACUGAAAUGAGUAUUAUAAUAUUAAUAAUUGAAGUUAUUGGUGUUGACAGAUAGUGUCUGUAUUAUCAUUUAAGAUAAUUGUAUCUUAAUUAAUUUGAAACUUGCUUGUUAUGUUAUAUAGACUUCCCUACUCUGAUUUAUCUUAGUAGCAAAAUGCACUUUAUUUAGAAGAUAUGUGUGCGUGUUUCUUUUUUAUCUCUUUUUUUUUUGUAUGUGUGUACUGUUCUUUUGUGUUUUCUGCACCAACAAAUUUUAUGUCUUUAAGUAUAAAUGAAUUCUUAAAGGUUGUGUUGAAUCAUGUUAUGAUCAUAAAAAAAAAAAAUGUCUGUGUUCACGGUGUUUAAGAUCAGUAUUGAUCAAAUAUUCUUAUCACUCUUGGGUUAAUAUUCAUCUGCUUGUUAUUCUUCUCAUUUAUGUUUGUUUACAAUUUUUUCCUAAUCCCAGUUAAUCAACAUUCCUUUCAGUAAAAAUAAGUACAAA